CAGAAACGCAGCUAGAAUGAGCUAAGACGACCUCGGACCCAUGGCGUCCGGCACGGAGACGUACUAUGCCGAAGCAUACGAGGACUUCCGAUCCAUGGGCCUGCAGGGCGCGGCCUCUCAGGUGCUGCUGGAGGGUUUGGCGGCCCACGCGGACUCCGCGCCUUUGUUGGAGCUGGCCCGGCGGGAUGCCAUUGAGGUGCCCAUGGGCGUGCGGGUGAGGUUCUGGGAGUCGCAAUCCUCAAGUCAGGACGGCUACGGCGCCAAAGCACCGGCAAAAGGCCCAGCAGUGCAGGACCUUGAGAAGGCGCUACAAGAGUUCCAAUCGGCGCAGGAGGCCCACCAGAAAUUUCUGGAGGCGGAGGCCUCCGCGCACAGCUGGCCGGAGCUGCGGCAGCGGGAGCUGGAGCUCCGGAAGAGGGCCGUGGAGGCCUUCGGGCGCUGCAAGCCGCUGAUCUUAGAGCGCCGCCUGGAGAUCCGCCCGGAGCUGCUGCGGGCGCCCUUGACGCCCGACACCUGGCCGGAGACGGCGGCCGUGUUGCACCUCGGCGACGAGGCCUUGAGAAAGCUGCUGCCGCCAGGCGCCUUCGACCCCUUGCUGUGGGCCAAGGAAGGCCCUGGAAGGCUGCUGGACCAAGCGCGGGCCAUGUCUGAGCUGGACGCCCUGCCCGCGAGGGCGCAGCAGCUGGCCCAGAGAGGCCCCGGCACUUUGUCGGAGCUUUUGGCGCUGGUAGCGCACGAGACGGCUGCGCUGGUGUCAAUGUCGGACGGAGCCAAAAGGGUCCUGGUGCUGGGUGGCCACGGCGUCUCCGGGGUCUUCGCCGCCCGCGCGGGAGCCGAGACCAGUGUCUGGGAGCCCGCCGCCGACGUGGCCGCGGCCGCGCGGGAGGUGCUUCGGCGAAACCUCAGGCCGGAGGAGUUUGAACGCUGCUCCGUGGUUGGCGAGCUGCCGACGGGCCCCUGGUCCGUGGUGGCAGUGGACCGCUGGCACGGUCUGGGCGUGCUAGGCUGGUCUCCCCUGGCGGCUUUGCGGCGAGCGCUCGCUGCAUCGCCAGAGACCAGCGUGGUUCCCUCGCGGCUUCGGGUGCACGUGGCCCUGGCAGACGCCUCCCUGGCGGCAGAGGGCUUCGACCUGUCCGCCAUGGACCGGAACUUCCGCUUGGCACAGCCGCUGAAGGUGGCCGGGCCUGCGUCCCACGCCACCGCGCUGCAGCCGAAGCUGCUAACGGAGCUCUUGCCGGCCUUCGACGUCGACCUCUCCCAACUCCCAGAGCUGGACACCGGAAGUCUCAGCUUCCAACUGGGCGGCGGCAGCGCCAGCUGCGCGGUGCUGGAGUGCUCUUUGGAGAUGCCGUCCGGAGCCAGCAGCAGCCUGCGCUUCGCCCAGUGGCUGCCCGGAGGUGUCCUGGGGCCCACGGCGGCUGUCCAGGUGAGACGGAACGACUGCCGCAUCUGGGUGGAGUGCGACUCCACGGUUCGUUAUCGGCAUCCGCCCUUCGCCUUCAUGUCACUGUCUGACUGGUAUUUCGAGAUGCUCCGGGACGGCGCCAGGCAUCAGCUUUACGAGCGCGCGCUGCAAGUAGAGAUCGCCAAAGUCAAGGAAACCUCCGAGCAGUGCGCGGUGCUGGAUGUGGGUAGCGGAGAUGGCAUCCUCUCGUUGAUGGCUUUGCGGGCGGGGGCCACCAAGGGGCUGGGCGUGGAGUACGUGUCACAGAUCGCCCGCGCUUCUCAGCAGGUCAUUGCGGCGAACCGGGUGAAGAACGCCGUGCCAAAGGAUGUGCCGCUGGAGAUUUGGUGCACAGAUGUAAGGGGCGUCAAAGAGAUGGCCCUUGCGGAGCGCUUCGAUCUGCUGGUCACCGAGUUGAUGGAUGCCUCUGGGCUCGGGGAGAACCUCAUCCUGCUCACGGAGAGCUCAAAGCGUCGGCUCUGCAAAGCAGAUGCCAAGGUGAUCCCUGCAGUGCUGCGCCUAAAGGCGGUGCUUUGCGAGGUCCGCCUUCCAGACAUCGGUGGUGUCAACAUGGACGCGUUUUGGCCCUUCUGGCCUGUGGAUCGCACCAGCGACGCGCUCUGGCUGGGUGUGGAUUUGGACAAAGGGGAAGGAGACUUCCAGAUCCUCACCGAGCCCAUUGAGCUCUUCAGCCUGGAGCUGGGGAAGGCGGACGUGGAUGCCAUCCCCACCAAAGCCAGCUACACUUUCCCCGGCAAAGCGGAGGGCAUGGCCAAUAUGGUGGUUUGGUGGUUUGAAGCUCAGCUCAGCGAGACCGACCCGUCCGUGGUCUUGACCAAUGCGCCCACGGCGUUGGACGGCCGCCACAGCGCCACCUGCUGGGGCCAAGCGGCCGCAGAGCUGCCGACGCACGCGGAGGUGUCGGUUGGGCAGGGCACCGAGAUAGUCAUGGAGCUCGCCUUUGGAGACCACCAGCUCAAGUUCCGGACGCCGUCUGGCGCAGGCGUGCAGGACCGCUGGGCGCCGCCGCCGCAAGCUGCCGGCUUCUCUGAGGAGUACAAGAAAGUUCUGGAGGGCUUCCCCGCGCGGCAGCGCCGCUUCGCCGAGGAGGCGAAGCGCAGCCCGCCGGGGCUCACGGCCCUCCGCGCCGCCGAGCCGGAGCCGGUGGCGGCGCUGCAGCGCUGCUCCCUGGCGCUGGCGCUCUUCCCCGGGAGCUUCGGCCUGGAGCCCAACGCCGCGCAGCGCCAACUCGCCGGGUGGUAUGCCGUGGGCGGCGAAGGGCGUAGCUGACUUGGUGAGCUUUCAUGGCAACGCGAUCGAUUUUUCUCGCAGGCGCAGCGUGCCAAGCGUGCGGAG
This is a messenger RNA of Effrenium voratum, 2800 nucleotides long. Lineage: Eukaryota; Dinophyceae; Suessiales; Symbiodiniaceae. The record is from the annotation of a GenBank genome assembly.